AUGCUUAAUUUAAAAACAAAAAAACAUUCAUUCUCAAUCUAGAAAAGACAAUAUUGGACUCAAAAUGAUAAUAAAUUAUUAGAAAAGGUUGUUAAACUUCAUAAUUCAGAUUCGAAAACUAUAUUGUUAGAAGAAAUGGAAGUUAAUGUUCAUUAAGAUGAAUUAAGGCAGACUGGUAUUUUUUUAUUUAUUGAUAUUUUAGGAGAUUUCAAUAAAAAAUAUAUUUAAUGGUCACAUUAGAAAAUUUGA
This is a messenger RNA of Paramecium pentaurelia, 249 nucleotides long. Lineage: Eukaryota; Ciliophora; Oligohymenophorea; Peniculida; Parameciidae. The record is from the annotation of a GenBank genome assembly.